ACUGAAGCCGCGGCUGCGUCGCCUGCCUGAUGAUCCGCCAAGCUGCUUUCUACCAACUACGGUGUCCCUCCCUUCUACCUCCCACUCCAUCUCUUAUUUCUCGCCGCAUUCUCUCGACUGUAGGGAUGGAGAACUAUUACAAAGUAGUGCAGCGCCACUGAAGACCGAGUCACCACGGAAACACGAAAAAGAAAGCAAGGGAAAGGACGCCUUGACGAGUGUGUAGCGGAAACGCCACCAUAUGUUUGGUCUGAAAAGAGGCUGCUUCAUACGACUGACGUCUAAGUGAAACUUAUUUUCGACUGACUUAUUUAUCGGUGCUUUUUCUUUUUUUUAAUCGGUUUGCCUGCUCCACCUGUGCGCGGCGGCGUCCACACCUCUGUUUGGCUAAUUGCUCAUUGCACCACCCUGACGACACCACAACACGCGCUGCAGGUUUGUGGCAAUAUUGAAUUAGAUUGUUAACUUGUUCAAAGAGAAGAGGAGGGAGAAUCCCCAUCGAAGUCCCCGCUCGCCUUUGUACCGAUCUUCCCGGUACAGAGACAUGUCUGGUCGGACUGUGAGCAUCCCGGACGACCGGGCGUUCGCCAGCUUCAAGGCAGAGUGUCUGUGCGAGGAAGGCUGGAGUGGGACCUACAACAAGGGGGACAUCACGGUGUGGACCCAGGCGCUGGAGGAGGGCAAGUCAGUCCACAAAAUGAAAUGUCGGAUGGUCUGUAAGGAGGUGUCAGCUGAGACCAUGUAUGAUGUCCUCCAUGACAUUGAAUACAGAAAGAAAUGGGACACAAAUGUCAUUGAGACCUUCGAUAUUGGAAAACUUACGGUCAAUGCAGAUGUUGGCUAUUACUCAUGGAAGUGUCCAAAUCCACUCCGUAACAGAGACGUCAUCACGCUUCGCUCCUGGUUGCCGAUAGGGAAAGAUUACAUCAUCAUGAACUACUCUGUUAAACAUGCAAAAUAUCCUCCGAAAAAGGACAUGGUUAGAGCUGUAUCCCUACAGACUGGCUACAUGGUCCAGAGCCAGGGACCCAAGCACUGUGCCCUCACAUACAUGGCACAGGUAGAUCCACGAGGUUCUUUACCCAAGUGGGUUGUCAACAAGUCUUCUCAUUUUCUUGCUCCUCGUGCAAUGAAGAAGAUCAACAAAGCAUGUUUGAAGUAUUCCGAAUGGAAGCAGAGACACAACCCAGGAUUCAAGCCUUGGCUCUACCCUGAACAGACUACAUUACCCAGCAUCCCACUGUCUGAUCUUAGCAUUCAGCAUGCCGAGAGCCUGGAAAAUAUUGACGAAAGCUCCCUGGCUGAGACCCAUGAGAGGGAUGACAGUGACUAGCACACUGGAGUCAAACCUGGGUCAUGUAUUCACACACGCACACGCACACACACACACACACACACACACUCAUGCACACACUGAUGCAGGGAUACAUGCAUGCCUGAUACACAAUCAUAAUUACACACGUAGAUGUGAUUCAUUUCAUACACUGUACUUUUAAAUGUAUCUAGUCAUGCUCACAAAACAUGUAUGGAAGCAUUCAUGCAAACACACAUUUGACAAACUCGGCUCCAUAUUUGCUUACAUAAUGCAUGCAUGCAUACAUACAUUUUCUAUUUCAUCACGAUACAGUACAAUCACAAAUGCGCACCCACUUGCAAUGGCCUACAAAUACUUAUUUUGUACAACUGGUAAAAUAUUUGUCAAAAAACGGGAUUUGCCUGAUAUUUUCAAAUUAGGAAUGUUUUCUGCAACAUUUACUGUUAAACUGUUUACAUACGGACCUGUACCUUUCAUUCAGCAAAAACAAUGUAGCUCAAGUUUGCAAAGACAUGAUUCUCACACAGUACAUUUAUGCACAUCAUUUCAAUUUUCUUUCUUUCUGCCAUCAUUGUAGUUGUUUUGUAAGCACACAAGAAAUAUGCAGGCAGCUGUUGAUCCCAGCGGACCCUUAAGAACGUCAGUUCUAUAGUUGUGAGGACUCUCAUCAACUCAAUGCCUUAUCCCAAUGUUUAAUCUUAGUUUGACCACAACCUUAAAACAAAUCUGAACCCAAGACUAGACAGAGCCUUCUGGACUGAGAGGUGAAGCGAAUCUGGAAGUGCCUUCAACCUGCAUUUUUUCCAAUAGCCAGCAGAGGGAGGCUCCACCAAGAUGGUAAUGAAAUGCCCACAUAGCCCAAUUUGAUGCCUCAAAAUGAUACAUGGCAAACCAAACCAAUUCAUUACUGCCAUUUGUCUUAAUGCUCAACUGUGCUUUUAUCUGGGAAGCCAAACAAUUCCUCCAAUGCGGAAAUAUCCUCACUUGCAGUUUUUUAAUCCUAGUCCUCACAAAGAUAGAACGACAUGUACUCAUGCAGCUGUAACAUAACAUCCUUCUCUUUCUCUACUCAAGUGAUGUAUGAAUGUAAGUUUAGAAAUUUAAUACAGAUUCCUACAGAGGUUUUCAAACUUC
This is a messenger RNA of Dunckerocampus dactyliophorus (ringed pipefish), 2449 nucleotides long. It is a transcript of the gene stard10, whose product is annotated as StAR-related lipid transfer (START) domain containing 10. Gene Ontology annotation, molecular function: lipid binding. NCBI's taxonomy places the organism in Eukaryota, Metazoa, Chordata, Actinopteri, Syngnathiformes, Syngnathidae. The record is from RefSeq and is a predicted model, not a curated record. Bases 545 to 1333 code for a protein of 262 amino acids. The transcript is spliced from 6 exons.